Messenger RNA from Striga hermonthica, 855 nucleotides. NCBI's taxonomy places the organism in Eukaryota, Viridiplantae, Streptophyta, Magnoliopsida, Lamiales, Orobanchaceae. The record is from the annotation of a GenBank genome assembly.
AUGUACAGAGAUCGAGGAGGCGGCUCGUCCAAGGGCGGAGAGAUGCUGGAUCGGAAGCGAAUCAACGACGCCUUGGACAAGCAUUUGGAGAAGUCUUCACCUUCUACCUCCAGGAACAAGGGCUCAGCCGUCGCAGUACCUUCCACCUCCACCGCCGCCGGGAAGCAGAUUGAUUAUCGGAACAAUCGCUCAGCGUCGAAUUUGCCUGCCAGCAAGAACAAGUCCGAUGAUGAAUCUGAAACAGACAGUGAAGAGUCUGAUGUCAGUGGUUCUGAUGGGGAGGAUACAUCUUGGAUUUCAUGGUUUUGCAACUUGCGAGGAAAUGAAUUCUUCUGUGAAGUUGAUGAUGAUUAUAUCCAAGAUGAUUUUAAUCUCUGUGGGUUGAGCAGUCAAGUUCCUUACUACGAUUAUGCACUUGAUCUAAUUCUGGAUGUUGAGUCUUCUCAUGGUGAUAUGUUUACUGAGGAACAGAAUGAAUUAGUUGAAUCAGCUGCCGAGAUGCUCUAUGGCCUUAUUCAUGUUCGGUACAUUUUGACUACCAAGGGGCUGGCUGCAAUGUUAGAGAAGUACAAAAACUAUGAUUUCGGAAGAUGCCCCAGAGUUUACUGCUGUGGUCAGCCUUGCCUUCCUGUUGGGCAGUCUGACAUCCCGCGUUCAAGUACCGUAAAAAUAUACUGCCCCAAGUGUGACGACAUUUACUAUCCUCGUUCCAAGUACCAAGGCAACAUCGAUGGAGCAUACUUUGGGACCACCUUCCCUCACCUGUUCUUGAUGACUUAUGGACACCUCAAGCCGCAGAAACCGACUCAAAGCUAUGUUCCCAGAGUUUUCGGCUUCAAGCUCCACAAACCUUGA